Molecule: messenger RNA, 1185 nt
Organism: Paramecium tetraurelia
Lineage: Eukaryota; Ciliophora; Oligohymenophorea; Peniculida; Parameciidae
Exons: 1
Biological process (GO): nuclear-transcribed mRNA catabolic process
Cellular component (GO): nucleus
Molecular function (GO): RNA binding; 5'-3' RNA exonuclease activity
Source: RefSeq, a predicted model, not a curated record
AUGAAUUAAUUUCUAUUUCAUGUUGGAUUAAUUGAAGAUGAACUCAUUAAAGGUCAAGAGAAAAAGAAGGAGAUAGUUAAGAAUAGAAGAGAAAGAAAUGCAGAAAUGAAGGAAUAAAAGGUUUUGACUGCUCCUGAGUUUAGUAUUGUAGAUACAUAGAAGGAGAUUCUAUCUAAAUUUAAAUCUGCAUUGAAAGAUAAAUUGACAGAAAUUAAUCAAUAGGAAAUUGAUUAAGCAUAAUCAGCAAAAUCAUCCCAAGAAUUGAAAAAAUGGAAAUCUGUUAGUUACAAGUAAAGAUACUACUAAGAGAAAUUUGGAAUAAAACCUACUUAAUUUAGCGAGUUUCAACAUAGAAUAAAGAUAUCUUAUUUGGAAGCAUUGGCAUGGACAUUAAAAUAUUAUUAUCAAGGAUGUGUAGAUUGGGGAUGGUUCUAUCCUUAUCAUUAUGCACCCUUUGCAUAAGAUCUGACUAAUUUAGAUUAAUGUAUGUUUGAAUUUUCAUUGAAUACUCCUUUUAAGCCAUAUUAAUAAUUAUUAGCAGUAUUACCACCUUAAUCAGCUUAAUUUCUACCUAGACCCUAUUAAUAAUUGAUGUUAGAAUCCUCAUCUUCUAUAGCUGAUUUCUAUCCAACAGAUUUUGUCGUAGAUUUGAAAGGCAAGAAAUUUGCAUGGCUAGGAGAGGUAGUAUUACCAUUUGUUGAUGCUGAUAGACUAAUAAGUGCAAGUAAUAUUGGUGUUAAUCUAUCUAAAUUGGAAUAAGAAAGAGAUAGAUUAGGAUAAACAUUAAUCUUUAGUUUGAAAAAACAUGAAAUCUUUAAUUUCUAAUAGUGUCAUAUCUAAGCUUAAGUUGACUGGUUACCUCGCUUUCCAGUGGGAAGUGAAAUCAAAUCACCCAUACCUACUAUGGGAAACAUUCUCAAUAAUUAAAUUAUAUGUGGGGCCUUGUUGAAAACAAUGAUUGAAAGUGAUGCAACAUUUAUCUAGAAUUAGAUUAGGAAAGGGACUAUUAUGCCACCUGAGUUUUUGGAUGAAUAUUACAUGAAUUAAUGUGAGUAGAAUAAGAGAUCAUUCGGAGGCGAAGCUGUCAGAAGAAUAGUUUAUUCUAUAUUAGGAGUCAAAUAAGUAAGGAGAUUAGACAGAUCAUAAGACGAUUUUGAUUAAAUAAAAAAAUAAACAAAAUUAUGA